AUUGGAACAUGACGUGUCGGAAAGUAAACAUGGAGUUUCGCGAGAGAAGUGCGAAUAAGUUAUUUAUAAAAUUAUUAAUAUUUUGUAUGUAUAUACAUUUCGUUGCAGCUGCAAAAUUAUUAUGUGCAGACACAGAAUGCAAAGGUAUAAUUGCAGAAGGUAGAACAGUAAAUAUGUAUCCUAGUCCAAGGCCUGAAAUUUUAUCAUUAUCACCUAACAAGAAUUUAAAAAUUUAUGGAAGAUUAAUAGAUGAUGAAAAGUACUAUUUAACAGCGAUUGGUGGAAAGAGAGGUUUUGCACCAACAAGAUUUAUAGAAGAAACAAAAAUAUUAAACAGACACUUGGUUGAAGUUCCUUUAGAGAAAUUUGGUUGGAAGCCAGUUUCAAAUAAAGCAAAAGAUAAGUAUGAAACAAUUCCAGAAGAAAAAACGCCACUUUCAUCUGAUCCUAAAAAUGAUGAUAUUGUAUUACAAGGAUCUACUGUGAGUAGUAGUACAUCAUUUUCAAAAAGUAAUAUUCCUGAUGAUGCAUUAUUGAAAAGUCCAGAAGCUACAGCAAAAGAAGAAAACUUUAAAGAAUCAUCAUCAGAUGAAACAAUUACUGUUGAGGAUUUAAAUAGAUACAGCAUCAUCAAUAAUAAGAUUUCAAAACGACAAAAUGAAAUACCAAGUAACUCGGAACAAAAGACAAGUACUUCAGGCAACGGACCACAAAUAAAUAAUGCUCAUCAAGAACUAAAUAUACAUUCAUCGACAGUGGCUGGUAAUGAAGAAUCAUUUCAUUCUCAGAUUUCAUCAUCACCUAGUAUUUCUGAUCUUAAUUCAGGCAGAUCAUUGUUGUCUACAAAAGAAGUUCAAGAAAGCUGUACACUGAUAGAAGGAACUCAUAUUUGUGAAGAAAAUCCUACAUUACCAUCUGAAUCAAAUUCCAUAAAUGAACAAACACCAUCUAUUGUGGAUGCAUACAACUCUCCACAUUUACAUCCUUCCACGCUUACUUCAGAAUUAAAUACUAUUUCUAAUGAUGCACAAACACCUCAUUCAUCUGAUAGUCAUAUAAUUGAAACUAAAAUAUCUGAAAUGCAUCCUUCUUUAAAUAAUCCAGUUUUAUCAUCAGAUAUUCUGGAUCAAAGCAAACCCGUUCAGCAAGAAUCAAUUGAAAAAAAUUUAUAUGCUACUCCUAGCAUUUCUAUUGAAAACAAACAAGAAUCAACUCUCAUUGAUAAUACAGUAUCCAAUGUUUUUGUUGAAAACAAACAAGAAUCAACAGUAGCUAAUGAUCAUAAUUCACAAGAAAUACUUGAAAGCAAUAAAGAAUCUGUUUCUUCUACUAAUCUUGAUAAAGUAAAUAUUGAAAAAGAAACAGAAGAAAUUUCUAUUACUGAUUCGAAUGAUAUAAAAAAUAAAAUGGUAUCAGAUUCACUUAGACCUUCUGAAAAUACUGAUUCCAGCAAUAAUUUAGAAUCUGAUAUACUUGUUAAUACAAAUGCAAAAAAAUUAGACAUUGAAGAUACAAAUAUUAAUUUUAUAACUAAUAAUUCAAAUAAUCAAUCUAUCUUUUCAAAAGUUGUAACAUUUGCUAAAAAUGUUUUCUCCACAAUUGGUAGUGAAAAACCUAAAAGUGAGCUGGAUAUGGGUAAUGAGGAAAAUAAUUUUGAAAAUGAAAACAAACAUGAUAUCGAUGAUGCUGAUAAUGAGGAGGAGGAAGAAGAGGAGGAUUUGGAGGAAGAAGAAAAUUUAAUUGAUAAUAGUGAUGAUAAUGAUGAAACUAAUGAGAAUAAACAAGCAUUAAAUGAUUUAAAUAUGUUAAAACCUGAAAUAAAGCAAGUAGAUGAAAAUGAUAUUAAAGAAAUCAAUCCUUCAGAAAAUGCUGUAGACAAAACAAAUGAACAGAUCAGAUCUAAUGUUGAUAUAAAAGAAAUAAAAAGUGAUGGUAAAGAUACUCUUGAUGAUGAUCAUAAGACUAAUUUAAAUAAUAAUUUUAAUCAAGAUAAAAAGUAUGAAGAUGCUACUAACAAAGAUUCAGCUUUACACAAAGAAUCUGUUGAAAUAAGCAGUGUUAAAAAAAUUGAAAAUUCUAAAACUGCACCUUCAGAAGAAAUUAGUGAUACAGUUACAAAAGCAAAUGUCAAUGAAGAUUCAUCUAAAAUAGUGACUAAUAUAAACAAUGACUUGGAAAUUAAUAAAAAAUUGGAACUUGAUUCAAAUAAGAAUAAAAAGACAAUAGAUGACAAAAAUAUGAAAGAGAUAAAAGAGGAAGAUGUAAAAAUUCAUUCUAAACCUGAACUUGAACAGAAUGUUAUAAAUGAUGAAAAUUUAAUAGCUGAUAAAAAAGAAAUUAAUAGUAAAAUUACUGAUUCUUUAGAAAAGCCUUUUAUUCCUGAUAAAAACAAUGAUCUUUCUGACAUAAAAAUAAAUAUUCCUGUUGAAAAUAGUGAGCCAGCUUCAGAUGAAGACCUAAAUCAAAACAUACCUGUUGAAACAGAAGAUAAACAAAAUAUUAUUAAGAAAGAAUCUACAGUGUCUGAAUCUAAACCUUCAUUAGAAUCUAGUUCCAAUUUAAAUGAUAUAGACAAUAAACUAGACUCUAAAAUUUCUAAUUCCAUUCAAAGUGAUCAAGAAAAUAGCAAAUUAUUGGAAGAAAGUGAUAAAAUAAAAUUUCUUUCCAAUAAUAAAGAUGAUGAAAAUUUAAAUGAUAAGUUUCAGGAUACAGUAUUUAUCUCAGAAUCACCACUUACUUCUAGUACAGAAAUGAUUGACAACUCUGAUGAAUCUGGUUUAAACAAAGAUAUAACCUUUAAUUUAGAUGCAGGCAAUGAAUCUCAGGAUCUGUUAGCAAAAUCAAUUGAAUUAUCAAUUAAUCCAAAAAUUACAGAUGAUUAUUCUUUAAAAAAUGAUUAUAAUCAGUUAUCUGUAAAAGAUGAAAGUAUUCAGUCUGAUACAAAAGAGCAUUUGCAUAAUGUUGAUAUAGACAUGAAAAAAAAUAUUGAAACAGUUAAAGAUGAAAUGUUACCUUAUGAUGAAGACGACAUGAUAACUGCUUCAAGAAUAGAAACAACAACUCGUUCAAUUUUAAAUUAUAAUGAAGAGGUUGAGUAUGAAAAUGUAGAAGAUGCAACACAAAGUGCCUUUGAUGUUAUAAAUGAAGAAGCAAAAGAAUAUAUUGGAUUCCUUCCAUUCUUUUUACAAGUUAUUAUUGACAUGUUACCUGAACAAAUUCAGAAACAGUUUUCUGAGUGGGAAAUCCAAGGCCUUUCUCCAAGAGUUACUGUUAUUACCUUUAUUACAGGUGUUUUAACGACAUUUGUAUGUAUUUUUACUGUUUAUAUUCAAAGAAAGAGUAAAGAAUCUUAUCUCAUAGGUGAGUUUAAAUUUUAA
Molecule: messenger RNA, 3377 nt
Organism: Centruroides sculpturatus (bark scorpion)
Lineage: Eukaryota; Metazoa; Arthropoda; Arachnida; Scorpiones; Buthidae
Product: TNF receptor-associated factor family protein DDB_G0272098-like
Exons: 8
Coding region: 9-3377 (1122 amino acids)
Source: RefSeq, a predicted model, not a curated record